Molecule: messenger RNA, 1919 nt
Organism: Mytilus californianus (California mussel)
Lineage: Eukaryota; Metazoa; Mollusca; Bivalvia; Mytilida; Mytilidae
Exons: 2
Coding region: 692-1792 (366 amino acids)
Source: RefSeq, a predicted model, not a curated record
CUUCCCAGUGCAAAUAUCUUGGUGACAAGAUGGCGAUGGGAGGGAGUUUUCCAAUUUAGUGGAGACAGAAAUUGCCUCAAAGGUUCAGCACAUCAAAAUGUCCUCCACGGAACACCAUAUUUGUACAAUUUGCCAUGAUGAUGGAAUCUCCAAAAGAGCAGUCAGCUGGUGCACAGAAUGUGAGGUUUUCUUUUGUGGAGACUGUGAAAAACCUCACAGAAAGUCUAGGCUUUCUAAGAACCAUAAAACCAUGUCAGCUGAAGAUUACCAAAAGUUACCUACAUUCAUGCAAGAAAUAAGUAGUCAGUGCAGAGACCACAAGAAGAAGUUUGAACUUUAUUGCUCUUUCCAUGCCUGUCCGUGCUGUGUCCAGUGCAUCACUGAUAAACAUCAGAAAUGUCAAGAAAUGAAACCACUGUCAGAUGUUCUAAAACAAGUUAAAUCAUCUGCCUCGGUUCAGCUUCUCGAAAAAGACUUGAAGGAUGUUAAAGAAAAUUUAGAUAAGACAAUAAAAUAUUUAAAAACAAGGAUCAGUACAAACAAUACUCAGAAAACAAAAGCCGUUGAGGAAAUCCGACAUAUGAGAAAGUCGAUAGACGAUUUUUUUACCAAAUUAGAGCAAAAUAUACUCGAUGAAUUGGAGUCUAAACAUUCAAAGCUGAAAUCAAAGAUGAGCACUCUUGUAUAACAAAUGGAACAGCGAGCCAGUAAGAUAAAGCAAAUGCAGGAUGAGUUUACCAAAAUGAAGCAAUGUGCAACUGAGCUGCAAAUGUAUGUUGGCCUAAGAGAAAUCGAGAAAGCUACUUCACAAACGGCAAAAUAUAUAGACGAUUUAGAAAGAGAAGACCACUUUAAUGAAAGGAACUUAGAAGUUAACAUUUCAUCUGGACUUAAAUCAAUUUUACAAGAUAUCAAGUCGUUUGGAGAUAUAAAUAUUAAUAACUGCCCUUCUACUCUCUGUGUAAAGGCCGAAAGAAAAGGUCAAGCCCAGCACUUGGUUAAAAACAUUCCUGGAAUUGAAAAAAUUAAGCCAUUGUUGUUGAGAACACUGACAAUUCCAAACAAUAUGCAGUCCUUAAAUAUAACGGCUUGUUUAGCAUUACCUAAUGGUAAAUUUAUGAUACUUGACCUCAACAAAUUUCAACUACUGAUGUUCAGUAAUAAUGGCAUCUUUAUCAGAAAAGUAAUGUCAUUCUCUACAGGUCCAGUGGAUGCUUGCUUUGUCAGAAAUGAUAUAGUGGCUGUGGCAUUUGGAAUAAAAAACCAGACAGCAGUGGUGGAUGUGGAAAGGAAUAAAAUCAUUCAAACUAUUAAACUUCCUCAUAUAAGUUCAGCAGUAGCAAGUGAUGGUCAAAUAUUGGCCAUCAGCGCCAUCAAUGAUAGUACCAUAGUAAAUCUGAAUGAUAUGUCUCAUACAAUCUUACAAGGUGUUGGGGCCAAUUAUAGUGCAGUAUUUAAAGGAAAUAUCUAUGGUAUCAUUCAAUCUGAGAACAAUAUCUGCUGCUACAAAAAAACUGGGGAACCUCUAUGGACAUUUCAGCAUGACAUUGACAUACUAGGAGGACUUGCAUUAGACAAAAAUGGCUUUGUUUAUAUAGUUUCUCGUGGAGACAACGGCAUCGUGGUAGUUUCACCAGACGGCAAAACCUGUAAAACCAUACUAUUAGAAGAUGAUGGUAUUAACUUUCCUGAUGUGAUAGACAUCAACAAAGAAACAGAAAUGAUGAUAGUUUCAGGUCAGGUGGAUGAUGGUAGUAGAUCCUAUUAUUCAGCUUUCGUUUAUAAAAUCUAAAAUGUGUCUAAUGAAAUAAGUAACUAUAAAAAUGAAAGUGAUGACACAUUAUGUGAAACAGUGUGUGUUGAUAAAAUAUAAGAUAUAACUUUUUUCUUUAUUUUAUAAAUAAAAAUUACCACACGGA